Effrenium voratum is the source of this 516-nucleotide messenger RNA. NCBI's taxonomy places the organism in Eukaryota, Dinophyceae, Suessiales, Symbiodiniaceae. The record is from the annotation of a GenBank genome assembly.
GUGAGCCUGAUUAUUUCAUCCCUGAACUUGUUCCUGAACACUCUGAUCGGCAUUUGGCUGCUCAAGGACGAUGCCCUCAUUGGGCGCACCUACAACUUCCUUGGCAGGACGUGCUGCGGCCCCUGCACUGAGCAGUGCCAGGGCGGGCUCACCUGUCUCAUGCCCUUCAUCCUCUGCAACCUUUUGACGGUGACUCUCUCGCUGAUUCUGAACAACGACAUCGGGAUGAUGAUCGCACUCUUCAAGAACAUGCAGAACGCGGUGACCUUUUACGACGCCUUUGUGUAUCUCCUCUGGCUGGUGUCCGCUCUGGGCGCCAUCCUGGCGCAAGUCCUCGGCUCCAUCUACGGGUACCUGGCAUACCGGGAGAUCCGCGACUCGGGGGUCACCAGCAGCGGCGGCGACUGGGGCGGCGGCUACCCUCAGGCCCGUGAGGAGGCGCGGGAGGCGAGGCCAGCGGCGCCGGCCAGCAACUUCCAGGCCUUCGCCGGCAGUGGGCAGCGCCUGGGAAGCUGA